Molecule: messenger RNA, 816 nt
Organism: Colletotrichum destructivum
Lineage: Eukaryota; Fungi; Ascomycota; Sordariomycetes; Glomerellales; Glomerellaceae
Product: Putative hydroxylase/desaturase AsaB
Exons: 2
Coding region: 1-816 (271 amino acids)
Molecular function (GO): oxidoreductase activity
Source: RefSeq, a predicted model, not a curated record
AUGGCGACGUGCGAUGCAAUAACCGUGGAUAUCCCCUACGUCCGGCGCGACGACCAAGGCAAGAUCCCGAACCAUGCGCAAAUGUUCUCUCACGACGCCGAGUUCCUCGACCUGCAGCCGGCCGAGGUCCGCAACGCCCGAGCAGCGGAUCGAGAGUUUUCUAUUCCCAAGAACGGCUUCCAAUACGCGCGACUGGCCGGCCCUCCAGAAAUUGACUACCUGGACGACGACCAAGUGAAAACCACGUACUUCCCGGAGCUUGAGAAGCUGGUCAAAGAGCAGCUCGGCGCGUCUGUUGUCAAGGCAUUCCACCACGUGGUGCGCAAUGUCACCUACGAGGACGGGAUGGCCUACACCCGCAAGCAUCGCUGCCCGGCCCGGAGGCCGCACGUCGACGUGACCAGCAAAUUCGCCCCCAUUCUGAUGAGCUGGGACUGCCCGGAGAUGCACGCCGAUGUGCACGACAACGGGAAGCACUGGCAGAUGGUCAACGCGUGGAGGCCGCUGAAGACGGUGCGCAAGAACCCCGUCACCGUGGCCGACACAGCCUCGAUGGCCUGGGAGGACUACCUGACCGUCCCGCAGCCCGAGGUUGGGCCCGGCGUCGAGGGCUACUGGCUGCAGAGGCCGCAGGACGCCGGGAGGCGCCACGAGUGGUGGUACAUGGCGGACCAGACGCCCGAGGAGGUUUUGCUCUUCCUGCAGCAUGAUUCCGGGGGUGCCCAGGUGGUGGGACACACUUCUUUCACACUACCUGGGCCGGCGCCAAAGGAGCCGAGGGAGAGCAUCGAGGUCAGAUUGUUUGUCGUUUACUGA